Molecule: messenger RNA, 3468 nt
Organism: Drosophila ananassae
Lineage: Eukaryota; Metazoa; Arthropoda; Insecta; Diptera; Drosophilidae
Exons: 8
Coding region: 172-3306 (1044 amino acids)
Biological process (GO): positive regulation of synaptic transmission, glutamatergic; regulation of AMPA receptor activity; transmission of nerve impulse
Cellular component (GO): postsynaptic density membrane; AMPA glutamate receptor complex
Molecular function (GO): channel regulator activity; voltage-gated calcium channel activity
Source: RefSeq, a predicted model, not a curated record
GUGAAAGUUCUUCAGCCUAACGGACGUGUCAAUAAAAAUAAAACAAAAAUAUUCUUCUCAAACACUUGGUAUUCUUGUUUUUUUGGCGGGCUGUUUGAAAAAGUCAAAGAAAACUAUUUCUAUUUUUUUUUUUUUUUGUGAAAACUUUGAGUGUAAAUUUUGUUUCCUAAAAUGAGGGACUAUCCUUCGGUGCCGAAUGUCUUUCGUGUGGCCUCCACGCACAGCAUUAAUAGCGAAAAUCCCUACAAUAAUGCCAAAAACCUGAAAGUCAUCAGCAAUCAAAAUAAUUCGAAUUCAAAUUCAAAGAGUCAGGAAUCGCAACAAAAACCUCUGGCCAUGCAUCAGCUAACAACCAGUGCUUCUAUUGAGAGAAGCAAUAUAUCGCAACAUCAGCAGCAGCAGCAACAGCAGCAGAAGCAACAUCAGCAGCAACAAUCGCCAUAUGCAACAUUGCCGAGGGGCCAGCGAUUCGUUUCCCAGCAACAGCAACAAACUGGAGUGAUCAACACCAUUUCUGGGAGUAUUCCUGCCACAGGAUUUGGUUCCAUGGCUGGCAGCUUCAGUGAUCUGCAACUCAACAACAUUGGCAACAACAGCAGCAACAUUACCAGCAACACUAACUAUGGAAACAGGAGACAGCAGCAGCAGCAGCAACAACAUCAGCAGCAGCAACAGCGACAAGUAACUGGCAUUGCAAAUUACAAAACACAAAAUGAACUGCAACAGCAACAUCAUCAGCAGCAGCAGCAACAGCAGCAGAUGCAAUUGCAACAUCAGCAGCAGCAACAUAUUCUGCGACAACAGCAACAUCACUUGGCAGGCGGCAUUGUGGGCGUGCCCGAUCAUCAGGGCGGUAUCAACACUAUAGCCAAUACCAGUGGAGGCUACCUGUGGCUACUCACACCCGUGGCAGCCAGCAUAUCGGUGGCCAUUGUCAUCGCCGCCCUGGCCGGACCCCAGUGGCUCUUCACCGAGGAGAAGCUACCCAAUUCCAACUACAAUGGGACGGCCAACUUCAAUGCCCUGGACGACGGCGCCUACAUCACCAAAUACACCAAGUCCAGUCUAUGGAUAUUGUGCACCACCCUGCCAGGCCUGGAUGUGGACUCGUAUAAUUGCGUUAAAAUAGACUAUUUUCCCAAGGAAGGCUACCAACCAGAUCCACAUGAUUCGACGCCGGCAAUACCCUAUACCGUCACUAAAUCGUGUCCCAUUUUCCUGGCCGCUGGUGUGUUUCUGGUGAUCAGCUUCAUAGUAUUCUUGAUUCCCACCUGCUCGCAUCAGAAUAAUUUAUAUUACUUCAGUGCUGGGAUACUGUUCAUUGUUAGUGGAUUGGUAAUGCUCAUUGGCCUGAUUGCUUAUAUAUCCAUAUUGAAAGCGGAAAUUGGAUCAAAGUUGAGGCCUCGAUCGACUCUACAACCGGCUCUGUUCAAAGUUACUUACGGACAAAGUUUCUUUCUCUUCGUUUGUGGAUUUAUUGUCACGGAAUUUGUGGGUGUUUUGAAUAUAUUUCUAUUUAUUAAUCUGCAGGAAGUGAGUUAUUAUAGUCGAUUGCCCUGCUUCAGUGUUGCCAACAUCCAGGCCAAGUUCAAGGAAGGCGGCGUCCAGCAUCCUUUAAGCCAAUCCUACAAGCGUUACAAGCAGCCGGGCACUCUGGGCAGCCAGGAUGGGCUGCAAAGGACACGGUCAAGGAGCGAUAAUCCGCAGAACUCCUCCAGGAAUGCCAGUACUCACCAUUCUCAGCAGUCCCAGUCGCAGCCAGGUUCGAGGAUUCUUCGGAGUGGUGGCAAUCCGCGCCAGCAUCAGGUUCACGAUGUCAGGACACGGCCGCCAGGACAUCAUCCGGGCAAUUAUGGGCAUCCAGGACAGACGCAGACAUUGCCAGGAGCCUGCCGGAAGCAUCCCAAUGCGGGUUCCAACUUGAAUCUCUAUCUUCACAAUGAUUUGGACAGGCGUUUCUAUUUUGAGAAACCUGCCGUUUCGAAAUGCAAUCUCCACUCUCGGAGCUUCGCCAAAUCCUUGAAUGAACUCUGCACCGAGUCUGCUCCUCCGCCACCCCCACCUGCUCUACCAGCCAGCACUACAGCACCGGCUCCUUCCCUGUUUGCCGAUCUGCCGCAGGAGUUCCCCCUCACCAGGUCCGUGUCGACCACCACCGAGAUAUACACAGGUCCGGCCGGAUCAGGGGCGACUGCAGCUCCACAAACGGGACAAUUGAAGCGGAAACAGCAAAGGAAUAUGGCCACCAACACUUCCGGCUCCCAGCUGGAGGAUCAGUCCAGGCUGAGUGGCCUGAAACGCGGCCUGCGGAAGACCAAGGACGAGCUGUUCCAGGAAUUCUGUCGCAGAGCAGGGAUGCGAAACAAACCGAAGAAUAUCUACUACAUCAGUGGCAGUGAGGGGGCUGGGGAGGAGGGCGAGGACGAGGACAGGGCAGGGGAGCUGGAGAGGCGAGAGGAUGCAGGACAUUCGCGGGACCCGGAAGUCCUGGACGAUGAUGAUGAGGAUGGCGAUGAUCACGGCUUCCGGCAAUUUCGACUCGAAGAAGAUCAACUUUAUGUGGUGGGAGACCACGCCCAGUUGGUUGUCCCGCGACGCUCCUCCAUGGGAUUGGAUUCUUUGGGGCAACCUCUUAGGCGCCUCAACUCGAAUCUCUCUCUUCACACGGAUCAGGGAGCAGGAGCUGGAAUUGCUGGAGGAUCUGGAGGCGGAGCUUGGCCUCAGAUGCAGAGGAUGCCCUUCCCCCCGCCGCCCAGCACCCUGCCACGCUGCUUCCUCCGCCAGUCCUCGGAUUCCCUGCAGAGUGGAGGCUACAACACGCUCAGUAGCAGCCAGCAGAGGUUCUCCCAGCUGAUGUUGCAACACCAGCAGCAGCUGCAGCAACAGAAUCGUUAUCUUUCCACCUUGACAUUGCCAGGAGCUGGGGGAGCUGGCUCCGGAGGAGGCGGAGGAGGACCUGGACAAGUCCCACCCAAAUCCCAAGUUCAGUGGCCGGUGGCGAUUCCAUCGUCGCCAUCAAACUACUCCAACGGUUAUCAGCAACAUCCCCAGCCCAUUUAUCCCGGAGGAGCAGGAGGAUCUGUGCUGGGAUCUGCAGCAGCAGGAACCUCCAGUGCUGCCACCUCUCACCCAGCCAAGUUCCAAAGGGCCUACGCCUUCGACGAUCCGCAAAGGAGGUCCAGCUAUGUGAGCGAUGCCUUCGAUCUGGACGAGAUCGAGCGGGAGAGGCGGCGAUCGCAUGCCAGCCUCUUUGGCCUAUCCCAGGGCAGGGAUCCCUACGAUCUCAUCAAUGGAACGGCAGUCUAAAUCCAAGUCCGUUCAAAUACCAAGAAUAUUGAUGUUUAUUAGAAAUUUGUGAAUGUAUAGCGCACUAUUUUGGCCAAAAGGGGGGAGCUAUUAUACAAAAUUAGUUAAAACUUAAAGAGAUCUGUGUAAAUUAAUGAAAUAUAUAUGUAUCUGCGCACCAGU